This is a messenger RNA of Brassicogethes aeneus, 1942 nucleotides long. Lineage: Eukaryota; Metazoa; Arthropoda; Insecta; Coleoptera; Nitidulidae. The record is from the annotation of a GenBank genome assembly.
AUUAGAUACCGCGAUGAUGAAGGUUAAUGUCGUAUUUUUUUGUAUAAACUUUGUUCGAAUUUUGGGACAGUCUGUGAGUGACUAUGAAGUAUUAAUAAAUAAGGCCAUAGAAGAAGCGAAUAGUUAUACACUUGAUACUGACGCUUCUAGGUACAAACCCAAGUCAGAAGACAUACAUGAUUUUGGUGAUUUUGACUACAUAAUUUUGGGAGGCGGCACGACUGGUUGCGUUAUAGCAAAUCGCCUCUCAGAAAUACAGACAUCAAAAGUUUUGAUCUUGGAGGCUGGGCAGAUUUCAAACAGUGUUAAAACUGAGAUUCCUUCACUGUAUAGCCAAGCUGGUGUAAGUGACUUUAACUGGGGAUUUUACAGCACCCCACAGAAAUACGGAUGCCAAGGUUUUGUAAAUAAAUCUUGCCCGUGUCCAAGAGGUCGAGGCGCAGGGGGAACAUCACUCAUCCACGGUUUGAUAAACUCGAGAGCUAACAAAAUAGAUUUUGAUCGACUAGCUGCAUUGGGGAGUUCUGAUUGGUCGUACUCAAACGUGCUGAAGUACUACAAAAAAUCCGAGACCCUCACACAGACAAAUCCACUGGCGACUAUAUACCCGAAAUACCAUGGAUAUAACGGACCAUGGAGCGUGGAAAAUCUCAACAUUGAAAACCCACGAACUACAGCCUUCAUAGGCGGAAAUUUGGAAUUGAAGUCCAAAAAAACAGAUUAUAACAGCGCGUACGAGGAUGGAGUGUCGCGUUUGCAAGUCAGCAAAAAAGAUGGAAAACGAGCUGAUACUGCUACUUCCUAUUUAGUUCCGAUUCUUAAUAGAAGCAACUUGGUUGUAUCAGUGGAAAGCUUCGUAUUGAAAAUAGAAAUAGAUCCUGAGACUAAAUGUGCCCAGAGCGUUCUGUUCACCAAAAACGGUACUGUAUUCAGAGCCAACGCAAAGAGGGAAGUAAUACUUUCUGCUGGCGCAUUUAAUUCACCACAGAUCCUGCAACUAUCUGGUGUUGGACGACGAAGUGAACUGAGUAAAUUUAAUAUAUCAGUUGUUAGUGAUUUGGGCGCGGGUGAAAAUUUAAUUGAUCACGCCGUGAUUUCUCUAACCUUAACACAUAACACCACAGAUCCAGAAGCCAACCUAACGAAAUCCAUAGAGGAUUUUCUUGAUAAUAAAGGUGUGCUGGCGUCUACAGGCGCGGAAGGUGUAGUUUUUUUCGGGAAGUAUCCUGAAAUUAAGUUGGUGAACCUGGCGAGUGUACCAAGUCCCGUACCGAACGUAAAUUUAAAGGUAUCUAGAUAUUCACCUUCUACAUUACUGGAUUUAGCACUCUCUAACCCUAAAAAAUCGUUUGGUUUUCUGGCAAAUGUUCUGGCCACACGUUCAGUAGGUUCAGUUACCCUUAAAAGUAACUCCCCAUAUGAUUACCCCCUAAUAAACUCAAACGUACUGUCGAACGCACAGGAUCUGGAGAACCUCUACCGCCUGGUGGAAAAAGUCAGGAGCCUUACAGAAACAAACGCCUUCAAAAAAAUCGACGCCAAACUCGUCACCCCAAAACUAUCAGCUUGUAAAGGCAGCGAAUUCGACUCCAAAGACUAUUGGUUCUGCGUGUUCAAAGAACUGGCUUUUCCAGCGUAUCACCCCAUGGGUACCUGCGCUAUGGGGAAGAAUCCUAAAAAGGGGGCUGUUGUAGAUCCAAAAUUAAGGGUGUUUGGGGUGAAAAAGUUGAGGGUUGCAGAUGCAUCAGUUUUUCCUUUCCCUAUUAGAGCUCAUCCUGCUGCCAACUGUGUUAUGUUGGGGGAGAUGGUUUCUGAUUUUGUCAAAAAUAAUAAAAAUAAACAAUGCCAUUGUUAAAUAGGUAUUUAUAUUAAAACAUGUGUUUGUGUGUCAUUUUUUAUCAUAAUGUAUUCAAAUUGUUUUAAAAUAUUUUUAAAUUUAUAA